Molecule: messenger RNA, 804 nt
Organism: Platichthys flesus (European flounder)
Lineage: Eukaryota; Metazoa; Chordata; Actinopteri; Pleuronectiformes; Pleuronectidae
Product: interleukin-8-like
Exons: 3
Coding region: 110-421 (103 amino acids)
Biological process (GO): chemokine-mediated signaling pathway; inflammatory response; cellular response to lipopolysaccharide
Cellular component (GO): extracellular region
Molecular function (GO): CXCR chemokine receptor binding; chemokine activity
Source: RefSeq, a predicted model, not a curated record
AGCACAUGAUCGCAGUGUGCAUAAAUAUCAGAGUGCAGAUGUGGGAACAGUCACAACAGCUGCUCAACAUCUGUCUGUGGUCGAGGACUAGAACAUCAGGUUUGAGAAGAUGAAGCUCUGCAUCGUGCUCACGGCUCUGACGCUCUUUGCUCUCAGCGACGGGAUGCCCCCCCUCAGCCGGGACUACAACUCCCACUGUCGCUGCGUGGAGGUGGAGUCGAGGAUCAUCCCUCCGGACAGCCUGCGGAGCAUCAAGAUCGUCCCUGAAGGACCUCACUGCCCCGACACUGAAGUCAUAGCCGGACUGGCGAGCGGCGAGAAGGUGUGUCUGAACCCCCGGUCCGCCUGGGUGAAGAAGCUGAUCAAGUACGUCCUGGAGAAACAGCUGCAUCAGCAGGCAGGAGCCAAGAAUCGAGUUUAACAACCCAACUGUGGCUUCUCCUCCUACCUCCCUCCUGCAGCAAUGAGCCAGGCUCUUUUUACUUUAAAGAAAACAUAACACAAUAUCUAACCUCUUUGUUUUAUAUCUCUGCUCUGGUGUCUUUUGACUUCUGUUUUCUGUUUUUAAUACAUAUUUUCUGAAUAACACUGAUUCUGGAUUUGUAUUGACACAAGAAAUAAACUGUAAUGGAAACAAUAUGUAAUGUUUGAGUGUAUAAAGAAUCUGACUGUGGUUAUAAGUAUAACUCUAAUUUUGAAACUUUCCUAAUAACAAGUUGCAUUCCAUCUUUCAUUAGAAAGAACCAGUUUACUGAAACCUCUCGUUCAAGGCUUAAUACAAAAUAAAAUGUUUAAAAGGUAAAA